AACAAUCGCCACCGGCGAUAAUAGAGGAAUGGAUGAAUCUCUUCUCCUGCCUGUUUCUAACCUCACUACUGCAUUAUCCUUGUGCUGCUGAAAUCGAAGGAUAUUAUGUGCACAGCGGAAAAAGAAUAAUUAUAGACUGCUUUAAAUGCCAUCUGACAGGUGACAGUGUAGUAAUCGAAUGGUGUGAUUUCUGAUUUUGUUUGUUUGCUUUUCAUUACCUCUUACUCUUUGUGAAAAGUCUUGGAAGAAAUGGGAAUGAUGAGGAGCUGUGCGAGGCACAGUGUUUGUUUCCUGUCUUUCAGCAUGUGGUGCGCCGGCUGUGGAAUUAUUGGAUGCAUGUUGUGGAUACUCGCCACAUCCCCUGCUCUCAGGGAUUUUUUCAUGGGCACAACGAUAUUUUCAUACGUUGUCAUGGGUGUAGGAGGUCUUUUGUUUUUAAACGGUCUGCUGGGUUGGAUCGGCUCAUAUAGGAGAGGAAAUUGUGUCAUGAAACUGUUCCUGCUGAUAGCAGUAUUGACAGUUGCUGCCGAGGUCGGCGGCAUUGUUGCCUUUAACAUCUUGAAUUUAAAGAUGACUGAUGUUCUUGAAAAUGGUUGGAAAGAGGUCAACGAAAAUACCAGAAAUAUCGUCCAAGAUCAGCUUCACUGCUGUGGAUUCCAGGGGCCUCAAGAUUUCUCAGGUAUUACAGAUCCUAUCCAUGAGAGUUGUUAUACAAAACUCAUUCCAGGCAGCUCCAAUUCUACUGCCACAGAAGUGCGGAAAUUAAAUAGGGUCGGUUGCAAGGAGAGACUUCUGGAAUGGUUUUACACUAACAAAUACAUAUGGAUCAGCACCCUAGGCGGUGUCCUCUUAUUUCAGGUUGCUAGUGUCCUCUUCGCAGUCUACCUCAUCAAUCAGCUUGGUCGGUCUCGGCGGUCGUCGUCCGAGUCCUUGGACAUGGACAUCGAUCCACUCAGUCAUCAUCCCCAACCUUACUUUUGACUAGAUCCGGCCUGGCAGGAAUCUGCCGUCACUGGCUAUCAGUACAGGCACAAGUAUUGAUGAAAACGAGAUUCACGUUCUCCAAAUGGGACCAAGACUCAAGAAAAUGGACGUCUUGAAAGCAUCACCAGUGCCCAGCCGCUUUCUUUAACAGAAUGGCAAAUGCAAGAUUCAGUGGACGACGAAUGUUCGUUUUUGCAAAAUUUCAUAUAUUACUUUUUGCUAUGAAAUGAUCCAGAUAUCAGGAUUGAAUUCGUUUAGUCUUAAAAUACGUCGUUCUUGUUUAAUUUCUAGGAUUAUUUGCUGCUGAAAAAGUGACGGCUGGACACGAAAAUGGCAUACGCUUCUAAAUGUGUAUUGCAUUUUGAUACGGAUAUGAAACUUGGUCAAAGUAUCAUUUUUCUGCAUGUCUCCUUAUUCAGAUUUUCACGAAUAGGUUUAACGUUAUUUUAGGUAAAGUUGUUCUAAGCAGUAUAUAAGGUCUAAUGAUGUCAUUGAAACAACCAGCAAGGUAAAAACAGUGCUUUGAAAAUAGUCAUAUCAUAGUCUGAACAAGGGAAUAAGAACUGAACUUCUCCCUCGUUAGUUAGAAGGCAGUAAUUAUGUGGUAUGAAAAGCACGAGAGUGUGCCAGAAAAAGUUUUAUUCUGCGGAAAUAAAAAUAUGACAAUUAUAACUUUCAAAUGGGAUUUUAUUCGACCCUGAAGUAGUGGUAUUUUUAUGAAAUGAAUUUGGAAUAUUUGCAUUUUAAAAGUCUUCUUUUUUCGUACAUUUAUCUCAUACUGUCAGAUUUUACUAGCUUUGAUCUGCAUGCUGGAAAAUAUCUUAAUAGUGAUAUAUGACCUAACAUGAUAGACACUUCUAUGAUAAAAUGUGUAAUUAUAUAUCGCCUGUGAUAUGAUGUAGUGAAGCAUCGCGAUUAGACACUAUACUGUGAAGAAUCUGUGUACAAUAAACAUAGAUCAUAGAUAAUCUUCAUCUGUUAAUUUGAUUAACAAAAUUUCUUUUGAUUUUACGAUUGAUAACCUAAUUCUGGUAAGCAAUUGAUAGCUUUAUUCCAUCUUCUAUCCUACUGACAAUGUAAAGAAACAAGAAAAAAUUAUUUAGGAUCCUUUUCAUAUAAGGCUAAACAUAAACAUAACUAAUUCUAACUCUUCCAUUUUAAAGUUAUUAGUUAGUUAACCAAGAAUUUCCUGUACUUCAGACAACUUAUCAUCUUCGCAAUUUAACUUGAGAUCUAAAGUUCUAAGGAGCACAGAUAAGAGGUACACACAGGUAAUCAAACUAAAAGUUUAUCCACGCUGCACUUUGAAAAUGCAUAUUAAAAUUGACAAAACGUAUCUAUCACUACACGGGACACAUUGAGUAUCUGCACAGCUCGGUUUCAGUUACUAACGACCACUAAGCAUAGAAGGUGACAAGGUCAGUUAGAUGGAUAGGAAAAAGAAAAGAUAUCCUGGUACACUGCUAAAAAUUUUUCUUUAAAUUAUACAUUCACUUGCUAUUUAAACGUCGCCCUAAUAUGCAUUCUGGUGAGGCUGAUGCAGAAAUAGAAGUAACAGGAAAGAAUUAAUAUAAAAAAUAACGUAUUGUUUAAAGUAACAUUUUCAAAACAAAAGCAUGAGGAAAAAUUUAAACCUUAUGAAUUAAUUAAAAAAGCCAAAUGUUUGUAAGAAAUAGUAAAAGGUUAUAAAACAUAAUAUUUAUAAUUCUGAAAAGAAGCAAUGAAAUUUUCAUUGUUUAUGUAAUUAGAAAAAUCUAUGUGUUUGGAUCUAAAUAUAAUCAGAUGGUACCAUUUGGGAGAUAUUUCUCAAAAAACUAGGAAUAUUCAGCCUUUCUCAGAAAUAUUACUGUCUGCGUAUUUAAACUCCAGAUUCAGCAAUUGUUAAAUUUGAAUGGGAUUUCAGUAAUAUUCAAUGAAACAGUAACAUUACAGAAUAAGUAAAUGGCAUUAGUUAAUUUCUUGUGGAUGAUAAAUUAUAAUUGAUACAUAGAAAUUAAGGAAGUUAUGUUAUAUGAUGCCACGCUUCUCAACAUUGUAAAUUCAAAAAUCUAAAGAUUUAUAAGAAAGCAUUAAGCAAUUUAUAUAGAGAAAACCAAAUAUAUUCGAAUAUUUCGAAACACUUACCGGAAAAAAGAAAACACUUAUCACACAAAAUGGAAAACUAGGCAAGAGAAAUUAAUAUUUAAAUAAUUUUAAUAGCUUUCUUGCUUUGUUAAAAAGAGAUUUUGAAAUUCUACUUUAAGAUAUUUAUUAUGUUGUUCAAAUUUUAGAAUAAGGAUGUUCGAAUAUCGGCAAAAUAGAAAGUAAGGGCAUUUCGAAAGAGGACAAGGGAAAACAAAAAUAAUGAAUUUUAAUUUUAUUUUCCUAAAAUGUGAUAUUAAUAUAUAACAUUAUGUGAUUGCUAUCAUAAUAACUUCAUUUGAUGUAUUAAAAUAACUGUCAAGAAAAUAGCAAACCUUCGAAUCAAAAUUUUUAUGUCCAAAUCAAUCCUAAAAUUGCCAACAUGUGGAUAUGAGCCAAUUUUAUCCACAUUUUGGCGACGCAUAGUAAAUAUAUUCACAUAUUAAAAAUGCAAGGAACUUGCUCUUGAUGUAACAAAGAGGGCAAAAAUCUGAAAGGCUGCUAAGAAUUCGUUCUUUAAAUACAAAUUAAGCGACAAAUCUUUAAACUGGCGCAAUUUUUGGCGCUUUUACAAAAUUUUACGUGUGAGAUAAUAAAACUAAAACAAUUUUCCCAAAAAUUAUGAAAAAUUCUUAAAAGUUAUCUAAUAUAUAAUGCAUUGUUUAGCUAAAUUUAGUUUUAGACACUGGGAAGCAUCUACACCAGAUAACCAAGUUUCACUGUCUCCUAACUUGCACUUCUUCUCAUAUUAAUUUGAUAUUUUAGAAGCUAAUAAUUAUAUUACUCAUAUUCCUCAUAUCGUUCGAAGAUUUUGUAAAUCGAAUUUCUUUGUAAAUUAUUGAGUGAUCGUAUUUUUUUAGUUAAUUUCAUCUUAUGUUUUGUCAUUUUAAAUUCACUUCAUAUUUUCAUUUUAAACUGAAAUUUUCAAGCUAUAUACUUAUACUUUCAUUACAAAUUAUUCCUGCAUUUUUUAGAAAUUACUGAAAUAAGGCUUCUUCCGAUGCAAAAUGACUAUUUUAGAGAAAAAAAAAACAUAUUGUAGAUUUUAAUUGAACUUCAAAUUCAUCUCAAUUUCUUUUACUUGCCAAAGAACAAAUGUAAAUAGAUAUUUUUAGAUAGAUUUAGAAGUAUAUAUUCUUCUUUACAUAUAUGCAUAAAAGUUGAAUAUUUUUCACAUGCAAAGAAGGAAAAUAAAAGCGCAUAUAUGUGUAAAUUCAGAUGUUCUUUAGUUUAUCUUUUGACAGUUGUAUUCAAUUGUAUUCUAGUACAACAAUGGAUUUAUUUUCCUGCUUUCAUUUCAAAAUUUAUGGAUCAUAGAUUAAAAGUAAAUGUUCUUAGUUGUACAUUGGUUAAUUUCUCAAUAGAAAAUCAAGAUUCUUCGAAACGAAUGGUAAAAAAUAUCAAGAUAUUACUCAAAGAAUAACAAGUCUGUAUUUUGUAAGACCGAUUUUAUCCGAGUUGUCUUGCAAAUUUUGUAUAUAAUGGUGUGCAAUAUUUAUAUGUAAUAAACACAUCUCUUAAACUGA
Messenger RNA from Stegodyphus dumicola, 4631 nucleotides. RefSeq names its product tetraspanin-9-like. The record is from RefSeq and is a predicted model, not a curated record. NCBI's taxonomy places the organism in Eukaryota, Metazoa, Arthropoda, Arachnida, Araneae, Eresidae. Gene Ontology annotation, cellular component: plasma membrane.